AUGUCUCCAAUCGCCACUGACAAAGCCGCCGCAGCCUCUGCUCAGACUGCAAAGACAAACCUGAAGUCGGCCUCCGGCCUAGCUGCGCCUUUCGACCGCUCCCGCUUCCACGCCUCUUCAUCCUCCGCCGCUAUCAACGCAGAGCAUCAGUAUGCAGCUCACAACUACCACCCGCUUCCUGUCGUCUUUGCCCGCGCUGCCGGCACUACCGUAUGGGAUCCUGAGGGGCACUCCUAUCUCGAUUUUCUCUCCGCCUACUCAGCCGUUAAUCAGGGCCACUGCCAUCCGGAGUUGGUCAGGGUGUUGGUUGAUCAGGCUUCUACCCUUACGCUGAGCUCUCGUGCUUUCUACAAUGAUGUGUUCCCCAAGUUUGCGGAAUUCGUGACGAAGUUCUUCGGUUUCGAUAUGGUGUUGCCCAUGAACACAGGUGCAGAAGCUGUGGAAACCGCGAUCAAAAUCGCCCGGAAAUGGGGCUACAAAACCAAAGGCAUUCCUCACAACGAGGCUAUAGUCUUGAGCGUGGAGAACAACUUCCAUGGACGCACUUUUGCGGCAAUAUCAAUGUCAUCUGAUCCAGAAUCAAGGGAUAACUAUGGCCCUUAUUUGCCGCUAAUCGGCAGCACGAUUCCAGGCACGAACAAACCCAUCCCGUUCAACGACAAAGCCGCGCUGCGUGAAUCGUUCGAGAAGGCAGGACCCAAUAUUGCCGCGUUCUUAGUCGAACCGAUCCAGGGUGAGGCUGGCAUCGUCGUCCCUGAUGAUGACUACCUUAAGGAAGCCAGAGCUCUCUGCGACAAGCACCGCGCCCUCCUCAUUUGUGACGAGAUCCAGACCGGCAUCGCCCGAACUGGUAAACUACUCUGCCACGAGUGGAGUGGUAUCAAGCCAGACCUCGUCCUCCUAGGCAAAGCGAUAUCCGGCGGCAUGUACCCCGUAUCCUGUGUCUUGGGGAGCAGGGACGUUAUGCUCACAAUUGAGCCGGGCACGCAUGGCUCCACGUAUGGUGGCAAUCCGCUCGGUUGCGCCGUCGCCAUUCGCGCGCUGGAAAUCAUCCGCGACGAGAAAAUGGUCGAACGAGCGGAGAAGCUUGGCCACCAAUUCCGUACUGGGUUGGCUGCCAUAGAUAGUCCUAUGAUCCAAGUAAUUCGAGGUAAGGGGCUGUUGAAUGCCGUCGUCAUCGACGAGUCUAAGACUGGCGGGCACACCGCGUGGGAUCUUUGCAUAUUGAUGAAGGAAAAAGGGUUAUUGGCAAAACCAACGCACCAAAACAUUAUACGCUUCGCACCACCACUGGUCAUCACAGAAGAAGAGCUUAAAAAGGCACUGAGCAUCAUCGAUCAGGCCGUCAAGGAAUUGCCAACGAUGAAGAGUGCGUGA
This is a messenger RNA of Histoplasma mississippiense, 1377 nucleotides long. Its product is annotated as ornithine aminotransferase. The coding region runs from base 1 to 1377 and encodes 458 amino acids. NCBI's taxonomy places the organism in Eukaryota, Fungi, Ascomycota, Eurotiomycetes, Onygenales, Ajellomycetaceae. The transcript is spliced from 3 exons. Gene Ontology annotation, molecular function: identical protein binding; pyridoxal phosphate binding; L-ornithine transaminase activity. Gene Ontology annotation, cellular component: cytoplasm. The record is from RefSeq and is a predicted model, not a curated record.